Molecule: messenger RNA, 2630 nt
Organism: Corticium candelabrum
Lineage: Eukaryota; Metazoa; Porifera; Homoscleromorpha; Homosclerophorida; Plakinidae
Product: protein MCM10 homolog
Exons: 15
Coding region: 34-2499 (821 amino acids)
Biological process (GO): DNA replication; DNA replication initiation
Cellular component (GO): nuclear replication fork; nucleus
Molecular function (GO): single-stranded DNA binding; DNA replication origin binding
Source: RefSeq, a predicted model, not a curated record
AAAUUUACAAACUCACUUCGUUCUGAACAACCGAUGUGUUCCAUGGACGACGAAGACGACGAUUUAGACUUGCUGUGCUUUGUGGCGAAUCAAGAAUACGACGCGUCCAUUCCGAGUCUCCCGUUGGGUGACGUCACGCCCAGUGAUACGUCAUCAAAUGAAGAGAAGAGCAACAGAGAGAAUAAAGAGAAUGAAAAUGGAAUGGAUUUUAGUGACGUUGCUGGUAUGGCUGCUCAAAUGAAGAAAAUGCAGCAAAAGAUAGAAGCUCUAGAGAAGAAACUGGAUGAUAAAAUGCUUGGAAAGAGACAAGAACAACCUCCACACGUGACUCUACCACAGAAAUCUCACUCGACAACUCAACAACGACCCAAACAAACAGCCAGACACACAACACACCAGCCAACAUCGCAACCGUUGCUCAACACCACAACAGGUCAGAAGCAGUCGUCAGUGGCAAAGCUGCAGGAAGAUGAAAGUGAUGUGGUCACUGAGUUUUACUCUGGUUUAAGACUGAAGAACCCUCUCAUCUCUCCGUCUGCAAUGAGAGAGAAAAUGGACGGUCGUCAGAUGGUUAAAUUGUCACGUGUUGCUGAAGGAACUUUACCAAGCAUCGUGAAAGACAAGGAUUGGGUCACAAUAGGAGUGAUCAUAAACAAGUUACCACCCAAAGAAACAUGCAAGGGUGACAAGUUUGCUGCCUGGAAGCUCUCCGACCUUUCAUCAUCAUCAUCAGUUGUUAUGCUCUUUCUAUUCAAAGACGUGUACCACACCCACUGGAAGACAUCACAAGGACAAGUGAUCGCCCUCCUCAACCCAAACAAAAUGCAAACAAAAGAGGGCCGUGAAACUGUUGCCGUGUCUGUUGAUCAUCCCAACAAACUCAUGCUGCUUGGCAUGUCAAAAGAUCUUGGAGUCUGUCAAGGAAGGAACAAAGCAACCAACCGACAAUGUCAAAACCACAUCAACAAAUCCCAAGGAGACUACUGCGAGUUCCACGUUCAAGCCGCAUACAAGCGAGCAAGAGCUAACCGCAUGGAAUGCCAAAAAGGCUAUGGACCUACAGCAAAGGUAAAACGAGACGGAAAUUCUCGAUUUACAGAUGGAUUUUUCUACGGUGGGCAAUCGUUUAGUUUUGGUUCAUCAGACACGAAGAGAAGCGUUUCAUCGCAAGGUGGUGGCACAGGAGGAAGGGGAGGGAGGUUGAGUGCCAGUAGUGUGGCUGGUGUGUCCGAGAUGAUGGCCGAAAGUGAAGAACAAGGGAGGAGGACGAGAGCAAGAAGGGCAACUGGAGUGACGAUGAUGGCAAAGGGAUCGGAAACAUUUAAGAAAAUGCUUGAAACACAAUCGGUUGGUGCUCGAAACUUCAGCAAACUCCAUAAACAUGAAACAGAGACUGCUUUACCACCAGCCAAGAGGCCCAAGUCUGCAACCGAAAUAAUCAACGAACACAAACCCAGACAAUCAAAAAAGCAAGCAACACCAUCACCACUCCCUCCCAAACCAUCACAACUACACGAAAACCCCAACUGGUUAAAUCCCAAGCAAACAAAAUCCAACACAGAUAAACCGAUCAAAGAGACCAGGCAAAAACAGAUAGAAGACAGCGACAGUGACGAUGACUUCGCAUACAGACAAGACGAUGAAAUCACGCCAAAUCAUGGAAAUAAAUCAAAGCCAGUGAUAGGUCGAGGACUCAAUAAAGACCAUCAUGUAUUUGAUCUUGAUCUUGAUGUACGACAACCCACAAUGAAUCAGAGGAAAAACAAAGCAGCAGAAAUGGCCAAGAAGAAAGCAGUAGACGCAAUCAAACGGACAGGAGGUAUUGAACUGGAUGAUGCGAACAAGAGUGGGAGAAAGAAGAAGAAGACAGUUGAAAAGAUCGAGGAAAUACGGAGACGAGCAGGUGAUCAAUCAGCACAGGCAAACAGCAAUGCACCAGAAUCAGUUGAUGAUACAAAAAUGUCAGUUGAACCAUCUGAUACCAUACCCACAAGUCAAGUCAAGACCUCCAAGAGUCGGCUCUGUUUGGCCGAUUUUAACAUUGAUAUCAAUUCCGAGCAAGGCAAGAGCCUCAUUACAGCAAGAUCAAAGCAUGAAGGGCUGUUGGCAUUGGCUGAGCAAGAGAGGGAAGAGAGAUACUUCCAUCGUCUGGAGGAACGUGAGAAGAUGGAGGACAAGAUGAGAGCAACGAUGGAAAUAAGAGUCAGAGUGACUUCGUGCAUUGAUUGUUGCUAUACAGCAGAGAGUGCUGCACAGCGUUGCCUUGACGAACGUCACAAGACUGUGAAACACAAGGCAACAAAGCGUUUCUUCUCCUGCAAGAACUGCAAGCAACGUACAUGCACAUACGACGAAAAAUAUCCUUUGAAAUCAUGCAAGAACUGUGCGAAUCAUAAUUUCGAAAAGAAGUCUAUGUUUAUAGAAAGGAAAACCAGCUCUGAAGACAAGCUGCUCAUACGCGGCCUUGAACACCCCAAAUUCAUGAACAGCCUACGAUGAUGAGACGACCACAAUUAAUCUAUCAACUCGACUCUAAUUUUAUUUCUCUGCGUGUAAUAAAUUCAUCAACAAUAUUAUGAAUCUAUUGAUAUCGACAAUAUUUUGAUUUAUUGAUAUCAACAAUAUAAUAG